AUGGCGGGCAACGACUAUGCUGCCGAGCAGCUGAAGGAGAAGGGCAACGCGCACUUCAAGAAGCAAGAAUGGGCCGAAGCCGAAGCGUGCUACUCGCAGGCCAUCACCAAGAACAGCAAGAACCCGCUGCUGUACACCAACCGCGCGAAUGCCCGUAUGAAGCUGGAGCGAUGGCAGGACGUUAUUGAUGAUUGCCUGAGGAGCAUCGAAUUGCUGCAAGAGAAUAUGAAGGCGUACUUCUAUCUGGCACAGGCACAACUAGCCAUCCACCACCCAAACGAAGCCUACACGUCCGCCCUCCGCGCUUACGAGCUCUGCGUCACCUCAGAAAAGCAAACCUCGAACGCCUUCCUGAUCUCCACCCUCGUCCUCAAAUGCAAGAAGCUGAAGUGGGAAAAUCGUGAAAAGGACCGCAUCGCGCGGCGCGGAGACCUCAUCGCUGAGGUAGAAGGCAAGCUGGACGUCGACUGCAAGCACCAGCUGUCGGACAUAGACGGGUCCGUCGAGGAUGGCACGAUGGGGAAGAUCGAAGCCGAGGACGAGCGCAAGCGCAUCACCGAGACAUAUCGCAAGAAAGUCGACGAUUUACGCACCGCAUUCGCCAUCUCAGACCCAGAGCAUAUGAUGAAGAGGGAGGUGCCGGACUACCUGGUCGAUCCCAUCACGUUUGAGCUCAUGCACGAUCCUGUGGUCACUAAAAACGGCUCGUCCUACGAACGCGCGACAAUUAUCGAGCACCUCAAGCGCAGCGAGACAGACCCACUCACUCGCGAAAUACUCCGGGUCCAAGACCUAAGACCAAACCUGGCGCUCAAGCAGGCCUGCUCCGAGUUUAUUGAAACAAAUUCGGGCUGGAUUUACGACUGUAAUGAAGGCGAGGAGUCUCCAGACACACGUUGGGCGCAUCUUUCUUCAACCUAA
Molecule: messenger RNA, 921 nt
Organism: Mytilinidion resinicola
Lineage: Eukaryota; Fungi; Ascomycota; Dothideomycetes; Mytilinidiales; Mytilinidiaceae
Product: U-box-domain-containing protein
Exons: 4
Coding region: 1-921 (306 amino acids)
Biological process (GO): proteasome-mediated ubiquitin-dependent protein catabolic process; protein quality control for misfolded or incompletely synthesized proteins; cellular response to misfolded protein
Cellular component (GO): cytoplasm
Molecular function (GO): ubiquitin protein ligase activity; protein-folding chaperone binding
Source: RefSeq, a predicted model, not a curated record